ACAAAUAUGGAAGCAAAAAACCAAACAAGUACAGCAGAAUUCCUACUUUUGGGUCUCUCAGAGGACCCUGAACUGCAGCCCCUUAUCUUUGGACUGUUCCUGUCCAUGUACCUGGUUACAGUGCUUGGGAACCUGGUCAUCAUCCUGGCCAUAAGCACUGACUCCCACCUCCACACCCCCAUGUACUUCUUCCUCUCCAACCUGUCCUUCACUGACAUCUGUUUCAGCUCCACCACGGUCCCCAAGAUGCUGGUGAAUAUCCUGAAACAGAGCAGAGCCAUCAAUUACAAAGGCUGCCUUACCCAGCUCUGCUUGGUCCUGGUUUUUGCUGGAUUAGAAAACUUUCUGCUUGCAGCAAUGGCCUAUGACCGUUACAUAGCCAUCUGCCAUCCACUUAGGUACACAGUCGUCAUGAACUCCCGUCUAUGUGUUCUGCUGACUCUGUUCUCAUUGCUCACUAGCACUGUAGAUGCCCUGCUGCACUGCCUGAUGGUACUUCGCCUGUCAUUCUGUGCAGACCUGGAAAUCCUCCACUUCUUUUGUGAACUGGACCAGGUCAUCAAGCUGUCCUGUUCUGACACCCUCCUCAACAACAUCUUGGUAUAUGUAGUGACCAGCAUAUUGGGUGGUGUCCCUCUCCUUGGGAUUAUUUUCUCCUACUUUAAAAUUGCCUCUUCUGUUGUAAGAAUGCCCUCAACUGAGGGAAAGUACAAAGCAUUUUCUACCUGUGGGUCUCAUCUUUCUGUUGUUUCCCUGUUCUAUGGGACAGCUUUUGGAGUGUACAUCAGCUCUGCAGUGACUGACUCAUCCAGGAAGACUGCAAUUGCCUCAGUGAUGUAUACAGUGGUCCCUCCAAUGAUGAACCCCUUUAUUUACAGUCUGAGGAGCAGAGACAUGAAGGAAGCCUUGAAGAAACUGAUCAGCACAUCUCACAUUUUGUAA
Molecule: messenger RNA, 942 nt
Organism: Heterocephalus glaber (naked mole-rat)
Lineage: Eukaryota; Metazoa; Chordata; Mammalia; Rodentia; Bathyergidae
Source: RefSeq, a predicted model, not a curated record